UUUACCGUGAAAUUCACAUUUUUCUUUUAAAUGAAACAACAUUUAAUUGUUAUAUUUUGGAAUAUAAGCGUUUCAGCUUUAAGUUCUAUGGGAUUUCAAGCUACCAUCAGCAAUCAAAUUAUUUUGUUUAGAGAUAUUUAAUAUAUCGGUUGUGUUUGUAAGGUGUGACGGCCACACUAUAGGUCGGUUUCCAUGACAAUUUCAAUUGAGAACUAGUGAAGCGUGAUAAAUAAAAAGAGACUUGAAAACAGUUCAACCGGUACGCCAUUGACGCAGGGACAUUGUGCACUAGCGAAGAAUAGCCACCCAGUAAUAAUCAAAAAAAUUCCUAAAAGUUUCCCAGCAGAGAUCCGCGCAUGCGAGAAAAACUCUACGACGCCUUGGAUGAGAAAAGAAACGGGCAAACGCCCAGCAUAUCUCAUGACAGUGGACAGGCUCAUCCUUUUUAGUCUGUCCAUCACAAUAGUCCAGAAUGGACGACCAACUGGCUUCCUUCGUCAACUCCAGCAGCGCUCCGCAUCAUUCGCCGAUGAUUUCGUUCGAUUUCAACGUCAUGAAACAGAACCUCACGUCCGUCCAAGAGUUGUACCGCACCUCGGCCGUCACGGUGGCCAUGUUUCUCAAUUGCCUCGUCAUUUUAGUGGUGAGCAAUUCCCGCCAAUUGCGUUACCCCCGUCACGUUUUCUGGGCGGCCGUUUCGCUCUUCGAAUGCCUAUUUCUAUUGGAAUGCAUCCUGGAACUGGUCGUUGUUAAUAAUCACGACGAACUGGCCUGCCGGAUCUUUAUUCUCCUCUGCCCGGUCGACUAUUCCAUCCUGUUGAUUUGCCUGGCCAUGGCCGCCUUCGACCGCUACUUGGCCAUCGCCCGCUACGAGUGGUACAAGGAAACGGUCACCAAUCGCGGCGUCGUUGCCACCGUUUCAGCCGCUUCGGCCGUGACUUUUGUCGUCGUGACGAUUCCCUUCUGGACGGACCACCAGUCGAUUUACACCUGCACCCUCAACUUGUCCCACGUCCACUGGGUGUACGUUUUGAAUUUUCUGCUGGGCAUCGUUUGCGUCCUGCUCCACGUCAAGAUCUUCUUGGCAUCGAAAUCCGUCAUCCGCCAGUAUCUGCCCAGUUAUCCCGCGACGUCGGUCACCGUGACGUUCGUCAAGGACCGGAGCAAAAUCCGGCCGUCCCUUUUCUCCGGACCGGAAGGGGUGGAAUCGUCUCCGGAAACGGCGGAAAGAGUUUUCAUUACAUUUCCGGAAAAUGCGACCGCUUCCAAAUCGGAUCACCUGGUCAGAAUCGAUCCUGGAGAUUCGCCGGAUCAUCAAGGAACUGCUGACGGCCAUUCCAGCGGUCAAUGUUUUCUAAAGGAGCCUGGCGGGCAGACGAAAAUCAACCGAUUGGAAGUGCGGGCAGCGCUGGACAUGUCCGUCAACGUCCUGCCCUUUUGGCUGUGCACAUUCCCCGUCUCGUCUUACGCCAUGGCCCUGUACUGGUGCGUCAAACUCGAAGGUGACUGCGACGCCGUUUUCCUGACGUGGACGUACAUGUGGGACGUUUUCCUCCUGCACAGCAUCUACAAUCCCGUCAUGUACAUGUCGACGAGUACGGAAUUCCGGCGGGCCCUUUCCCACAUCGCCAGGAAGUUGAUCAACACGUUCCACAUUGAAGUGUACGAACAUUGACAGGAGUUAAUUGACACUUCAUAUUACUUGUUGCUGUGUCAAAAGUCUUUUCGCGCUUAUUUUCAAACGGAGAAAGUUGGGUCGACACGUUUGUCGGCGUUUAAUUAAUUUCAACUCAAACACAUCAACUGCGUGUUUACUGUUUACUCUGUGGAGACAUGCAUGUGAUGUUGCGUGUUGGUGUGUGUCGACUGUCGAGCGCUCCUACUAAUCAGUUCCCUGCCGCAAACAGCUGCUGGUUGCAAACAUUGACGAGUCCCUUAUGAGUUCCUGUCUGUACUAUACCUCGCAAAGCUCAUUGGUCUUUUUUCUUAAUUAUCAGACAGAGUUGCUUGUAAAAUAAUUAUUUGUCGCAAAACUAAUUUCUUGUAUGUAACACCACACGAGUGGAGGAUCAAAUGAUUUGAAAUAUUUAUGAGGUUUAUACCCUCCAAGAGAUUUAUAUUGACUGAAUCAUUGAAUAUAUUUAAUAAACGGAACAC
This is a messenger RNA of Daphnia pulicaria, 2157 nucleotides long. Its product is annotated as 5-hydroxytryptamine receptor 1F-like. Gene Ontology annotation, cellular component: membrane. Gene Ontology annotation, molecular function: G protein-coupled receptor activity. Gene Ontology annotation, biological process: adenylate cyclase-activating G protein-coupled receptor signaling pathway; G protein-coupled adenosine receptor signaling pathway. The record is from RefSeq and is a predicted model, not a curated record. The transcript has 2 exons. Lineage: Eukaryota; Metazoa; Arthropoda; Branchiopoda; Diplostraca; Daphniidae. Bases 473 to 1675 code for a protein of 400 amino acids.